AUGUUUAAAUGUUCUAUCAUGCUAAAAAUUAGUAAAAAUUUUGGUUUUGACAAUGAUUUACGAUUUACCUUGGCAAAUGCAAAAUGUGAAAACAAAGAAGUACAACAUUAUUUAACUCCAGAAAUAUUGAACUGCUUCAAAUUCACUCCAAUACUUAAGAAUACUAAGUUGGCACAUGGUCAGUUGUCAUUCACACCUCCACGAGACAGAAAUUUAUGUGUCAAGAUUCUACCUGUCUUAAAAGAGAGCUCACAUGUUGACAUUCCUUCUGAUCAGCUGAUUCAAGCAGUGCUGCACGACAUCUGCAACAAGAAAGAUUGUUAUGGGAGGUGUGAGCUCGAUGAGAUUCCAGCCAUGGAUAACAAGGGUGCAACAAAUGGCAGAAUUGAAAACGUUGUAGUUGAGUUCAGCUCUCCAAACAUUGCAAAACCCUUCCACGCUGGCCACCUGAGGUCGACUGUGAUUGGUCGGUUUGUGAGCAACAUCAGCAGGUGGUUCCAUCAACGCGUCACCUCCAUCAACUUCCUCGGGGACUGGGGCACUCAGUUCGGUCAGACGAGAUGCUCUUAA
Helobdella robusta is the source of this 570-nucleotide messenger RNA. RefSeq lists its product as hypothetical. Gene Ontology annotation, biological process: mitochondrial translation; arginyl-tRNA aminoacylation. NCBI's taxonomy places the organism in Eukaryota, Metazoa, Annelida, Clitellata, Rhynchobdellida, Glossiphoniidae. Bases 1 to 570 code for a protein of 189 amino acids. The record is from RefSeq and is a predicted model, not a curated record. Gene Ontology annotation, molecular function: ATP binding; arginine-tRNA ligase activity. The transcript is spliced from 6 exons. Gene Ontology annotation, cellular component: mitochondrion.